GUUGCCUUGGAGACGGGCGGGGCCGGAGGGCGUGGGCUGCGGAGCGCCGGGCAGCAGGACUUUCCCGCUGGGAAUGCUGCGCCCAGGUGCGAUCGCGGGACAGACCCUCGUCUAAGGCUUCGGACGAGGUUGCUACCUGAACGAACCUGCCUGCCCGCCCGCCGCGAGAGAUAGUUUUCUGUGGACACAACGUAGCAGCAAGAUGCAGUCUUUAUGCCUCACUGGCUGCUGACCCACCAGCCUCAUGACAUCAGCCCCGUGUGCCUUCCCGGUUCAGUUCCGGCAGCCCUCAGUCUCUGGCCUCUCCAAGAUCACCAGCAGCCUAUAUAUCAGUAAUGGGGUAGCCGCCAACAACAAGCUCAUGCUCUCCAGCCACCAGAUCACCACAGUAGUCAACGUCUCGGUGGAGGUGGUGAACACCUUGUACGAGGACAUCCAGUAUGUGCAGGUGCCUGUGGCUGACACGCCCAUCUCGCGUCUCUGUGACUUCUUUGACCCCAUUGCUGACCACAUCCACAGUGUGGAGAUGAAGCAGGGCCGCACGCUGCUGCACUGUGCCGCUGGGGUGAGCCGCUCUGCCGCCCUCUGCCUCGCCUACCUCAUGAAGUACCACGCCAUGUCUCUGCUAGAUGCCCAUACGUGGGCCAAGUCAUGCCGGCCGAUCAUACGGCCCAACAGCGGCUUUUGGGAGCAGCUCGUCCACUAUGAGUUCCAGCUGUUUGGCAAGAACACUGUGCACAUGGUCAGCUCCCCAGUGGGAGUGAUCCCCGACAUCUAUGAGAAGGAGGUCCGCUUGAUGAUUCCACUGUGAAGCCUCCUGCCACCCCCUGCACUGCAGUCAGAGGGACAGGUCUGCCAUGACUCCUUAUGAAGAUCUUAACUUGAGCAUCCUACUCUUAUUGAUACAGAAGAAGCAGGUGAUGCCUUUCCUAAUGGGGAGAAAGAAGAACACUGCAGAGUUUACUCUUGUAACCCUGACAAGCUAAAGUGGUGAAGACAGAAGCUUCCUAUGUCAGGAGGGGCUCAUCAGUCUGCUGGCUAGGGAGGAGUGUGAGGCCAGCGGUGUCCGGAUCUAACGGACCAGCGCGGCGCACAGGGCAGACCUCACUCCUGCAGCCUCCCCAGACUGGCUAACUGGGACCAAGUCUGCCUCGGCCCCCCCUUCAUUCUUGCCGUACCCAGAGCCCAGGCCUUACGCAUCACGGUGUCCCCGACACUGCUCACAGUAAGUGCCAGCCUGCCGGAUAAAUAGCCUUCAAGGGUGCUCCGGCAGAUGGGGGGCCCCAGGCCAGCCCUGCUUCCAUGUUCAACCACAGGGUCCCAACUCUGGUUUUCUACAAUGAUUUUAGGCAUAAAAUAGUCUUCAAAGAAAUGUAUAAAAUGUUUUUUAAACUCCUUUUUUGAGUGUUGUUGUACUUGGUAAGGCCUCAAGGCACCACUGUCACUUCCGUGGCAUCUUUGAUGAAAGUGGCUUCCGUCGUCUUCUCCAGCACCUGUGGAAAACAGGCCUAACUGCAGGCCGUGAGUCGCCCUCACAGACCUCGACUCAGAAGAUGGGAGCUGUGGACUGGCACCAGCCUUGUCACCUCCUCUCUGAUCCCUCCUGGAGCCUCUAUCCCCUCAUCUGUCUGCGCAACAAAGCCCUUUUCCCACAGCGUUGUUGUGAAGAAUCAGCAAUGCCUUAGCAGGGCACCUGGCACGGAGCAUGGCACCCAGUGGAGCUGAGCUCAUGAAUGAGGCGUAGCCCAGCUGGUCCCGUCAGCACAGUUUUCCUCAUAGUGGCAUUUUCCCCACCCAUGCACAGUCCUUUGUUCUUUACAAAAUGUUUUUCCAAAAAGUAAUCCUAUUUGGGAAAAAAAAAAUGGUUCAGUGCUGUCAGACCCUACCUCGGAGGAGGCCUAAACUUCUAAGCCUCUCAGGAUUCCUGUGGUGUUUUUGCCAUGUACCCCCUGGGGAGCAAGGAGCACAAUUACAAAAGGCCUGUGGCCAUUAGAUUGCUGACCAUUAGAGCCAGUGGCCAGUCUGGCCAGCUACUGGGGUGGACAGGGGUAUGUGCCAAAGAGACAAGUGUGGAGGUGCCCCCCAGCAGGCCCUGAAAUCCAGGAUUGUUCAGACACCCCAGGUGCCUCAGGAUCUGGCUGAAGACCAGCUGUUCUAUUCCAGAUAAUACAUGAAACACAAAAGCACAACUGUUUUGGGUCCAGAGUCCAGUGGAGGCCAAAUGCCCUCGCUCCAAACUAAAACCUCACCCCUACUUCCACAAAGGAGUGCACUUGUAGGGUAGAGGGAGAAGGAAAAUCACUGCAGUAGACUGACCCUCUCACCUUACAGGUCCACAAACACCAGGGUGCUGUGGCAGAGCCACCGGGGAACCCCCUUCCUGGGACAAACCCACACAGACGCUUUCUCUUAAAGCAGUUUUAAGGAAAGUUAUUUAAGACCAUUUUGUUUCCACUUAAAAUGUUGUUUCAUUGACAAACCAUAAGUUCCUCGUGUGUAAUCCUGUGUUGUAACAUUUGUAGAAUCACUUCCAUAGUCAAGACUCAGCCAUUCCACCCCCCCCCAAAAUUCCCAUAUGUACCCCUGUAUAAUCAAACUCACUCUGCCAGCUGGUAAAAGAUGUGCUCCAUAUUUAUUGAUUUUCCUUUUCCUGGAUGUCCUAGACACAGAUUCAUGGAGGAUCUAACCUCUAUGCUUUCGAGAUUACAUGCUCAUUUUCAUACAUGUUCAUUUUCAUACAUGUUCAUUUUCAUGGCUAAGUGGUAUGCCAUUCGAUGGAUGCCCCAUAGCUUUGUAUUAAGCUGUUGAUGGAUAUUUGGGGUUGGUUCCAUUUUUUUGGUGAUUUUUGAAUAAAACAGCUAUGAAUAUUUGUGCAUGGGUUUUUGUGUGAACGUCAGUUUCCAUU
Condylura cristata (star-nosed mole) is the source of this 2905-nucleotide messenger RNA. It is a transcript of the gene DUSP18, whose product is annotated as dual specificity phosphatase 18. The record is from RefSeq and is a predicted model, not a curated record. Gene Ontology annotation, molecular function: MAP kinase tyrosine/serine/threonine phosphatase activity. The transcript is spliced from 3 exons. Bases 245 to 811 code for a protein of 188 amino acids. Lineage: Eukaryota; Metazoa; Chordata; Mammalia; Eulipotyphla; Talpidae. Gene Ontology annotation, biological process: protein dephosphorylation.